GAGUGCGAUAUUUGUGGCGAAAAUAAUUAGACGUUUCGCACAUUUGUCGCUAAAAUAUGUGUCAUUAACGCAUCGAUUGAUUAGUCGCCAAAAGUGUCGCUGAAAAUAAUACCACAAAUUAUUCGUACAUUUAAUGACAAAUCGUGACAUCAAUUAGCGAAUCGAUAGCUAAUAGCGAGCGAACUCUCGUGUCGUCGUCCGAGGUAUUCAUCGCGAGAUAUACGGGACGCGAGGAACGGGAGGCACUGGCGGUCGUGGGGACUGGCAGCUAACACACAACCGGGCGACUCGACGGUCAGAUAUAUGUGAUUAUUGAUGCAAAAGAGUAGAAUAUCGGCAGUGAAUCGUUUGGACAACUGCUAUGACUCGAGGGGUUCGCUCACCGACGACAUCACCAGUCAGUGCCAUCACCAGCAGAGGAGGAUGGCUGUGAUGUCCGAGAUCGAGGAACAGGAGAGGAAGAUUGUCAACGAGUUCUGCCACUUCCUCGAAAAGUCCAAACAGCUAUUCAAUGGGCUCAGGGAUUUGCCUCAAUAUGGUCACAAGCAAUGGCAGCCCUACUUCGGCCGUACGUUCGACGUCUAUACGAAACUCUGGAAGUUUCAGCAGCAGCACAGACAAGUAUUAGACGCGAAGUACGGCCUCAAGAGGUGGCAAAUCGGCGAAAUCGCCUCAAAGAUCGGACAACUAUACUAUCAUUACUAG
Molecule: messenger RNA, 705 nt
Organism: Oppiella nova
Lineage: Eukaryota; Metazoa; Arthropoda; Arachnida; Sarcoptiformes; Oppiidae
Source: the annotation of a GenBank genome assembly